Molecule: messenger RNA, 1458 nt
Organism: Ceratotherium simum simum (southern white rhinoceros)
Lineage: Eukaryota; Metazoa; Chordata; Mammalia; Perissodactyla; Rhinocerotidae
Source: RefSeq, a predicted model, not a curated record
AUGGCGGAAUGCUUAUGUACUACCUCAAACCUCUGGAAUUACAAUCUACAAAUGUGCAGUCAGGGCAUUUGCAGUUUGAGCAGCUCCCGAGGUGAUUCUGAUGCACAGGGUGAGAUUAAGUGUUACAUGAUUAAGCACACAGUCUUCAGUGAGAACCGAGGUCUCCACCACGGAAACCCGAGCUCCCGAGUCGGAGCUGGGGGCUCUCCCUCCGGCAGACGGCUCCGGCCCCGGGUCUCCCGCCGCUUUAAGGCCUCUUCGGGGCACUCGGGCCUCCCGGAUCCGCUCCCUGGAGCUCGCUGCGCCCCCAGCCCAGCCGGCUUCGUGCGGGCGCCCACCGCCCCACCAGCCCAGCCCGCAAGCCGCAGGCCCGUCACCAGGCAACACUCGCCAACCCCGGGGGCCUUGGCAGGCCUACCCGGGGCGCGGGUCCUUCCCCAUUCCCACCUCGCUGGCCUUGGGAGCCCAUGGGGGAGCGCGGCCGGGGAGGGAGGUCGCUCGGUGCCCGUGGGCGGUCACUCACCUCUUCCUCUCUCCUCCCGGGAGGGGCGGUUGGGGCGGGGUUACGGGCCGGGGGAGGAGUCGGCGCGCGAGCUCAUGGCGGUUCUUUUGACUCCGCGAUUCCGUAGCCUUGGCAGCCAGAGCGAGCUUCCGGGCCCGGGGCGGAGCGGGCCGAGUUUCGUGAGCCCUAGAGGGGGCUUCUGCAGGAAAAGAAGAACAGGAUGCUCUGGUCCUUUUCAAGCUACUCAACUAUGGGAUGGUAUUAUUCACUCCCUUCAGACUCAAGUGGAAAUAAAAAGAAGGAGGCAUCAUUUACGAACCUACAAAGACUGUUUUACUGGUUCUGAUGCUGUUGAUGUAGUAUUAAGUCAUCUUAUGCAAAAUAUGCGCCUAAGUAGUAAUGACAUCUCUCGUCUUAAAGGAGUUCGUCUUUGCCAAGUUCUAAUGAACCAUAAAGUAUUUGAACCAGUAGGAAUGAAGCUAUUCAAAAGUGAAAAGGAAUUGGAAUUUGAAGAUUCAAACAAUAGUCUCUACAGGUUUCUAGGCAAUAAAUCAUCUUAUGUUUCUCACAAAAGAAAAAAGGAUUCUGAGAAUGGGUUAACUGAUGAAAUAAAAGCAAAGGAAUUUUCAAGACAAGAAGAUGAAACGAUUUCAAAUCCUCUAGCACAAGAGAUUGGUGAAGAAAGACUUGAGGAACUUGUUCAUACAAUGACUGGGAAUCUGGCUUUACCUCCAAAUACCACAGUUGACAAACCUGUUCUGCUCUCUAAAGAAGAUGUUUGGAAACAACAAACGUUGUUACAUAUUCUUCAAUUAAUUCACCUUCCGUUCUUGGAAAAUAUUUUGGAGCCUCCAGUAAAAACACAAAAUCGUCAAUUAAGUAAAGAGGAAGAUCUCAUUAUCUCAAACACUUGUCUAGACAGAGAAAUUAUUCCAAGCUUAUGUCUACCUAAGUAA